AUGAAAAGAGAUAGAGAUGAAGAUAAUGAAGGAGAAGAAGAAGGAGAAAAAGAGGAAGAGAUAAGAGAUGAUUAUACAAAAAAAGAAUUGGAGCAAUUGUAUAAACCACAGGUAUUGGAGAUAUGUUUAAAGUUGGGUUUGAACAUGACGAAUAAGGAGACUAAAAAGUUUAUGAUUAAAAAGAUAUUGGCACGUCCUAAACAAAUCAAAGAGUAUCAAGAGUACAAGGACCACAAUCCAAUCAACGACUAUCAUCGUGGUGCAUUGGAAUAUGCGUUGCCAUGGUUCAUCAUUCAACGUAUUUUGACUGAAUCAUUCCACAUGACCGAUGUAUGCACUUGUUUGAUAAAGAGUGAUCUUAGAACAAAACAAAAAGAGAUAUUUGUAUAUCAUCAAGGUGGCAGUGACAGAAACUCUGACAAGAAUCUGUUAAAGGUGUUUUAUGGAACCAUGGCAUUGUACCCAGACAUUCAAAAACACUCACUCAAGCGAGAAGAGAUGUGUCCAUGCCAUCAAUUUGGGUAUGACUCUGGACACGUACAGCCAUUUGUACUAGCCAGCGACCCAUUCCUCAAACACCACCGCGAAGGGUAUAGUUGGAGACGGUCAUUGGCACUGCUCUCUAAACGUAUAUUUACCUUUAUCUCUACGACUCUAUUUACCGAUAUUGUCAUUGAACCAAAUGGAGACAGUUGGAAACACUUUAAAAACGAACACAAUUUGGUUAAAAAGCCUAGAUCGGUCACGUUUGCUCCAACAACUUCAGGCUCCUUCCCAAAAGACAAUCAUUUUGUCAAUGACUUGUUUGAGAAUGUCGAAAGAGUCUAUAUCAAGGGCAACUUUGUCGUUGAAAAGGUCGAUCCUCUUCGUACACUCAAUUCAUGUGCACCCAAGCUUAACAAGAUCGUUUCGUUUUGUCAACCCACCAAAACAGUCUUUAAAACGUUGCUUACGAAUUCUCGUAGACGCUACAAUAAUAAUCUUCCAGUCGUCGAAUUCAAGUCUGCUGACUUUCCAAGUUUACGACAAAUCUAUUCGAGUGCACCCAACCUCACACCCACCAUUCCCGAAACCAUCACCAAGGUCACACUGUUUGAUUGCACAUCGAUCGAAUACUUUGUAAAGUAUUUGAAUCUUUCAACCAUUCGAUUCAACGUUGCCGAUGGUCUAGAAACAAUCACCAAUCUCAACUUUGCAUCAACUUCCUUUACUCGAGUCAUUAUCUAUUCACAAGUUGAUAUUACUGACAAGGAUAUUCAAAAAAUGAACAGUAAAGGGUUUACCUAUAUCGGUUCAACCUUUUCUCCCAUUUCAAGAGGUAAAAAGAUUCUAUUUAUUAAAUCUUCAAAGUCACCAUCAACAUCAACAUUAAAUAAUAAUGAUAAUAGAAUGGAUAUUGUUGAAAAUAAUAAUGAUAGUAAUAAUAAUAAUAAUAAGACAAUACAACUACCAAAUAAUAUUAUUUAUAAAAUAAUUGAAAUGGUUUGGGAAAAGAGACAAUAUUGUACAUGUGAUUAUGACGAAGAAUUGAUUCAAAGAUGGUUGAAUGAAGGAUUUGAUGUAUUCCAAGACCAAGACGCAGUGGACCGAUACUUUGCACAGAAAAAGACAUGUGCCGUCCACUUUGAUUACAACAAGCCACAUUUACCACUCAUCAACACGGUGCCAAUUUCUAAUCGUGCCAAGCUCCAAUUGGGACUCAUUAGCAAGGGUGUACACCAACACAUCAAAAACAACAUACCAUGCAAAAUAUUUUUAGACAAGUUGCUCGUCGCCAACUUGACGAGUACGACACAUCUUGCAGUGCGACCCAUUCAUGCUAUUCGUAUAUCACAAGAUGUCCCACUCGGCCUUGUCUCUUGUCUCGCCAACGUCACCAAAGCCAAGUUGACACAGAGUUUCAACACAUUGAAUAUAUUGCAGCACAUGCCUCAUUUGCAAUCGCUCUCGUUUUCCUUGUACUAUUAUUACGGUGCACACAAUACACCACAGUCGCCCAGCGUCACCCAAUUGGUGACUCUCAAAUCUCUCACCAAACUCGAUAUCUCCAACCCAUACUAUAAUCGUAAUACCCAUAUAACUGGUAUUCUCGAAGCCACCAACGAACUCCCAUCACUCACCAAGCUCUUUUUGACACAGCGAGAUAUUGACAAGUACACCAGUGUGCCUGAAGCGGUCAAACAGCGCCUCACCGCCAUCUCGUAUGACAUACCACACCUCCUCUCUUUGGAUAUGUUCCCAAAACUCGAGUACUUGCGUAUUAUUCAUGCGACCAACUCGGUCAAAGCGCACAACAUCAAACUGCCAACCACUGUCACCAAGGUAACCACAUCGAAUAUGAUGUUUGAUUUCAUUGCCAAUCAUCCAAACAUCAACACAUUGAAACUUAAAACACAAUACUAUGACACUACUAUCCUCAACAAAGCAUUGUUGAAGGCAUCACGAAACAAAAUGUCACAUCUUCAAAAUUUAUAUAUUUGUAAUAAUUAUUAUUCAAAUGCUUUCCAACCAAAUAUGACACAAAAAUAUGCUUUCAAAGUCGUUCAUUCUAUUGGUCAAUUUGAAACUGGUCAAAAACUUUAUCUAAAAAGAAAAGAUCAAAAUGAUAAUGAAGAGGAAGAAGAAGAGGAAGAGGAAGAAGAAGAAGAGGAAAUUGUAGAACAACAACAAGAUCAUGAACAUCAUCAUCAUGAACAAGAUCAUGAACAUAAAGAAGAAUAA
Molecule: messenger RNA, 2721 nt
Organism: Cavenderia fasciculata
Lineage: Eukaryota; Evosea; Eumycetozoa; Acytosteliales; Cavenderiaceae
Exons: 2
Coding region: 1-2721 (906 amino acids)
Source: RefSeq, a predicted model, not a curated record